CAGUCAAUCACCGGACUACCAGCCCACCAUACACACACCAAACAUGAAGGCCUUUGUUGUGUUCGCCUGUCUGGCAGUGGCGACGGCGCGCGCCGGAAUCGCGCACGGACCCGGCUAUGCCCUGGCCGGAGGUCAUGGCGGUUACGGAGGCGUUGGCCUCGCUGGAGUCGGCCUGGUCGGCGGAGGUGCUAGUCUCUCUGGUGGUCUGGCAGCUGGUGCCGGCAGCGCGAGAUCUCUCCAAGAGGGUGCCUCCAGCUUGGGAUCCUCCGCUCUUGGUGCCAGCUACGCCGCUGGAUCCGCGGCGGCGGCUGGAGCUGCUGGUGUUCAACAGAUUGUCUCUGGUGGAGUGAUCGGUGGCAGGGCUGACAUUGGACCUGCCGAAGGACCCAAGGCUAACGUUGGACCCCAGAGCGGACCAUCUGACAGCGUUGGACCCCAAGAAGGUGCCAAGAACGUAGGUGGACCACGUACCGGCCCAGCUGGACUCGUAGGACCAGCCACCGGCCCAUUCACCUCCGUGGGUGCAUCCGCUGGUACCUCCACCCUCGUUGGACCAUCCCAGGGUGCCGCUAACUUGGUAGGACCAUCCGUGGGAGUUGUAUCUUUCUAUGCCGGAAGUGGAAACAUCAACGGUGACGACGGAAGCUCUGGAUCCGCUGCAGCUGCCGCGCCUGGCGGUCUCGCCGGUCCAGCUCUCGGCCUCGGUGGUGCUGGUGCCAUCGCUGUUGUGGGUGGUGGUGCCGCCGGAUACGGCGCUGGCCUUGGCGGACACGACGGUGGUGUUGCCGUGAUCAACGGACCGUCUGGCGCCAUCCACGCUGGACUCGGCUCUCACGGAGCUAUCAUCCCCGGGGCACUCGGCAAGUACUAG
Molecule: messenger RNA, 871 nt
Organism: Apis mellifera (honey bee)
Lineage: Eukaryota; Metazoa; Arthropoda; Insecta; Hymenoptera; Apidae
Gene: apd-3l
Product: apidermin 3
Exons: 4
Coding region: 44-871 (275 amino acids)
Source: RefSeq, marked validated